This is a messenger RNA of Xenopus laevis (African clawed frog), 2961 nucleotides long. RefSeq names its product peripheral myelin protein 22 S homeolog (gene pmp22.S). Lineage: Eukaryota; Metazoa; Chordata; Amphibia; Anura; Pipidae. Gene Ontology annotation, cellular component: plasma membrane; membrane. Gene Ontology annotation, biological process: nervous system development. The record is from RefSeq and is marked provisional.
GAAACGGGGACAUUCAUUCCUCUCAGCUCGGAUCUGCCUGCUGCCUGCACUGCUUUACACAGAGCCCUGCACUGGCCCCGGAGCCUGAUAUCUCUGCACUAAAGAAACCCAAAACCUUGAGAGAAAAUGCUCCUCUUACUGCUGGGAAUCAUCGUCCUGCACAUCGCUAUUCUGGUGCUUCUAUUCGUCUCUACUAUUGUUAGUAGCUGGCUGGUGGGCAAUGGCUAUUCAGCAGAUCUGUGGCAAAACUGCAGCGGGCCGGCCACCGGAACCUGGCAGUGUCUCACCUCGUCCAGCAAUGAGUGGCUUCAGUCUGUGCAAGCGAUGAUGAUCCUCUCCAUUAUCUUCAGCGUUCUGUCUUUGUUCUUGUUCUUCUGCCAACUCUUCACGCUUACGAAAGGAGGGCGCUUCUAUCUUACUGGAUUGUUCCAGGUCCUUGCUGCGGUUUGUGUCAUGGCGGGAGCAUCCAUCUUUACAGCGCGGCACACAGAAUGGCAAACAGCAGAAGUAGCCAGCUACGGCUUUGCCUAUAUUCUGGCAUGGGUGGCAUUCCCCCUUGCCGCCAUUAGCGGCAUCAUUUACAUCAUCUUGAGGAAACGCGAGUAAGAAGCAAACCUCGCCCAAGGCCGUCGAAAGGAAAAACUCCAAAUGAAAGUCACAAUUAAAAAGGGGAACCCAGAGAUUUCAAAACCAAAACAUUUCAACCUUCCCUCACCCCCCCCCCCCCCCAAAAAAGAGAGAGAGAGUGGUGGGGCGAGGUUCCUGUGUUAAUUAAAGAUGUAAAUAGUAUCUAUGGUUGAAAAACCUAUUUAUAACACUUUUUACAUAUGUGUACAUAGUAUUGUGUGCUUGUUUGUGACCGCUAGCUUCUGUGAUCUAAACACCAAACCCAAAAAUGGAAGGACAAGUACUCAUCAUUUGUUGUGCCUUACAAAUAUGCCAACAGUCUUAAUGUAUACCAAAUAUCGGCUUGUAGAUAAGAUUGCCAAUCAAAAUGGCCUCCAAAGAGAGAGAGAGAGAGAGAUUGAAGGCUGUUUUUGAUAAUACAAUGGGGUACCAUUCUGCACCCUGCUGUUGUUAAGCUUCCCCAGGUCCAUAUAAUACAUAAAGAGAGAGGCUGAAGACCUGGUGACUUUAAACAAAGGUGUCUAAAUUGGUCAAGUGUCUGGGGAAGUGGCCGUUAUGUUUCAGGUGCCCUCUAUGGGCAGCAUCAUGACACCUUCUGACAAUUGCACUGAGACUGUCAAAUCGGUGGGAGUACAAAUAUAUAAAGCAGGUUCUAGUUUGAGUUGACCUUUUUUUGGGCAUUUAGAGGGAAGGAAAGCAGUAACACACUGGAUUAGCCCUUUCUUUCCCCAAAUUGAGGGAAGUGGGCAGUGACGUUCAGGACAAUGCCAAGAGCGCCCGUUCAUUCUCUUGUGCUAUUGCUUUCUGCUGCAGUAUUUUGCCUUAUGAUCUUCUGCUAAAGGGAGAUGGGCCUUUCUUCUAAUAAAACCAUCACUGCCAGAAGAGCUUGCAAUUCAUUGCAGAGUCCCAUGAGUGACAGGAUACAUUCUUGUCUCCAUGCUAAGAACCUGCAGAGAGAGAUUACAGUAUAUGUAUAUUUUUUAUUGUAGCCGAUACGCAUGUAUGAUACAUAUAUAUACGAAGUAUAUAGGAAAAUAUAAGGAAGACACAAUUGUUUACUGAAUGUUAUAGCUAGUUUCCCCUUUAAUCGUCACCUCUGCAGCGCUGAAGAGGCUGGUGACACCUCCCUGGCGCAGCGGAGGUGGAUAAACAUUAGUCUGUAAUGGUUCUUUUGACAUAUAGGUUAAACAAAAGUGGUGCUAUUAUUGAGUUCUAGACCAUUCCUUUUACUUUUAACCUCUGUGUAACGUUUGACCCAAUAACCCAAUGACCCAAUAAACGUUCAGUAUAGUCGGCUGAAAUAAGGUCUAUGUAAGUAUUAUUGCUGAUGCUGCUCGCGACGCUGCUCACUGGAUGUGGCUAUCGGAACCUUGCUGUGUGUGUGUUGAAUUGCUCUCAGUGAACGCCUCGGGUGGUGGGGCAGUCAUAUAUCAUUUUUAUUUUGUCACACUUUAGGAGAAUUGGAAAUAAGAUGAAUGAAAAUGGGGCAACUGGGUCAGAUAUGUGCUGCAGAUAUGGUAUAGAUUACAGUAUUCAGUAUAGGAAUUGGCUGUACUAAUCAUUAGCUAUGUUGGCAGACAGUAGCCAUAUUAUCAUCUACUGAACCUUUGAUGCCCUCAAGGCUGCUGGCAGAAUAGGGUUUACCACAUCUUGUGGCCCCUGACGCUUCUUCUACAUACCAAAUAUUCCUUACCCUAAUGAAAAGUGUCAAGUGAGCAGUAUUAUUAUACUUGAACCAAUCUGCUAACAUACUGUAACAAUGGACAAUGCAAUCAUAAUCUUUGGAUAUCUAACUAGUAACAAUGUAAAAUUGAACCCCCAAAGAUUUGCCUCCCCCCUCCACGUAAUUUUAAACUAAAAAUGCGACCAUAUCUAAAAAAAAACCCCAUCAGUUUGUAAGGUUUGCUAGUAAGAAUGGAGCCCUGAAGCAGUUGAGAACAGCUGCAUUGUCUAUAUUCCCGCAUGUCAGUGCUACAGGACUGAGCGAGAGAUUCAGUGUGACAAAACACUAAAGAUAUCACUAAUUACCACUGACUAUAACUAACUCAUGGCAAAUCAAUGGUGUGUCAUGUGUCCCAUCUGCCUACAAAAGAUUCAGGCAUUAAAUAAGGGGAAUGUGGGGUAUCAUGAAAACAAGAGGAAUUGAUUGUUCAGAUUAACAGUAACAAUCUGAUCUAACCCACCUUCUUUACUAAGUGCCUUUUUUGAAGCUGAGACCUGGUAUACCCGCCCCCUUCUUAUUCCUUACUCCUCCUUUCUUUUAUUUUGUCUGAUUUUGUAAAAAAAAAUGUCUGUGUGCUAAAUGGAAAAAAAAUAAAAUUCAGAGUAACUCAA